UCAUUGCACUGCUGCAUUCAUUCGGUCAGUCUUUUAAUCUUCGUUGUCGUCUCUAGCUGUCAAAGUCAUUUUUGUUAGUUGUUUUUGUGAAAUGUUUAUGGAUUUGGAAUAUAUUUUUUAUUUUUAAAAUAUGGAUAUUGUAACUACUAGUCUGGAAGCGUUAAUUCAGCGAGCCACAUGCAGCCAGAACCAGUCGCCGGACACUGCGGCCAUUGAUGCGUUCUGCGGCCUGGUGAGCAAGGAGCCGGACUGCGCUCAAACAGCUACUCGGUUCAUCACUGCCAAGGUCCACUCUCUCCAAGAAUGGGAAGCCCUCCAGGCGUUACAUGUGUUGGACGCUUGUAUGAAGCGAUGUGGCAGUAGUUUCCACGCAGAGGUCGGCAAGUUUCGUUUUCUCAACGAAUUGAUCAAGCUUGUGUCGCCCAAGUAUAAUGGCGCCCACACGCCUGAACCUGUCAAGCGACGGGUGCUGGAGCUCAUGCAGUCCUGGACCAUCUACUACCCACGGGAGUUUAAGAUCAAGGAGGCGUACGAGAUGCUUAAGAAGCAAGGAGUCGUGAAGGAGGAGAUGAUGGUGAUGGAGGCCCACAAGAGCUUGGACCAGAACAUCGUACCUCCACCACCACGACAUCAGGACUCUAUCUUCCAGGACACAGAGAAGUCUCGGUUGCUGCAGAAACUGCUCCAGAGCAAGAACCCAGAUGACCUGCAAGCCGCCAACAGACUCAUCAAGACCAUGGUGAAGGAGGAUGAAAGGAGAGUGGAGAUGAAGAGCAGACAGCUGAGCGAGCUAGAGGCGGCUCACAACAACGCUCGGCUGCUGAGCGAGAUGCUGGAGUCGUACAGUCAGGAGACGAGCUCUGCUCAGGACCUGGAGCUCAUUAAGGAGCUGCAAGCGAGCUGCUUACGGUUCCGACCCAAUGUGCAAAAACUGCUGUCCGAGGUUCAUAGUGAUGAGAGGCUCUUCAAUGAGGUGUUGGCAGCAAACGAUGAGCUAGGGGAGGUUCUGGAGAAGUAUGGAGUAGUGAUAGUGCAAGGUCUGCCGGCCUCCGCGGUGGGGGGCAACCUGCUGGACCUGAGCUCCCCCCCUGUCUUCGUCGAUUCUGCCACCCCAACCUCCCCAACCCUCCCGUCACAACAGCCACUUGGGGACUUGGCCUCCCUCGGGGACAUCUUCAGCUCCCUCGCCCAACCGGCAGCAGUGCCUAUGUCUCCGGUCAGGACAGCAGUAAGUGAGAAGCCUGUUGCCAAGACUGGGCUGGAAGAGUUGGACGCCAUCAGUGAAAGCCUGCUGAAACAGAGUUUACCACAGACUGUGUCUCAGCCUGUAAUCAAGGCUCAGACAAAAAUUCCGAUGAACCAACUGCCAUUAUCACAUCAGGCAUCACCUGUACAUUCCUCACCUGCCUUGGUACAUUCCAUCUCACCUCCUUCGAAUCCUGUAUCCGCCCCUCCACCUGAUUCUCUGGACCUGCUGAUAGACUCGACUGAGGACCUGAAGGCCCCACCUCAACCCCAGGUCAAUGGGGACACACCUGUAGUAGAGGUCACAGCUGAACCCCAACCCCUAGUCAAGAGUGAGGUUUCUAUCAGACCCCUUGGACUCGGAGACAUCACUGUUCCCCUGGAGACCAUCAAGCCAGGAAGCCUACCCCCACUCCCAGUGCUACAGGAACGAGGUGUGGCCGUCACAAUACACUUUGCACGAGACAGUCCACGCGAUGACGUGUCAGUGUUUGUCGUCACCACCACCAGUCAGAGCCAAUAUCCAGUCUCUGACUACCUGUUUCAAGCCAUUGUUCCCAAGGGUUGCAGGUUGAGGUUGCAACCACCAUCUAGCACAGAACUACCGGCCCACAACCCUUUCCUGCCUCCAGCUGCCAUCACCCAAGUCAUGCUCAUAGCCAGUCCUGACAAGAAACCAAUUAUGCUGCGAGUCGUUAUGAGUUUCACAAUGGAUGAUGAAACCGUUACGGAAAUGAAAGAAGUUGAGAAAUUUCCUCUGCUGAACUCAUGAAGCUGCAACUUUCCCAUCCGUUGUACAUAGUCAUGUUAACUCCAUUGAAUAAAAAUAAAAUAUCAUUAUGUAAAAAAUGUACAAUCUUAACUAAUAAGUUGUAAAUUAGUCUAGUUGAUACGAACUGUUUUAAUUUUUCCAUUAAGUUAGAUUGAAAUUAUCGUGAUAACGGCUUAUAUACAUGCAAGUCCUGAUGUAUAUAAUAAGUCUUGUAGAAUCUGAAUUGCUUGUACAGUAUUAUUUUGUCUUAAUUACAGAAAUUUAAUUUAGCAACAUCUUUGAAAGAUUAGCUCUACAGUUUUAAAUAUAUGUAAUAUUUACUAUUGAAUAGGUUGCCUUCUGUUAUGUAUCUUCAGUACUGUCUGAGGAAUCAUUUAAUUUUGUUGAUAAUUUAGUAGUUUAUUUUCUUCUUUUGUUAUUCUGUUAUGUUUUUAUGAUCUGGUUUUUUUGGAGUAUAAUAAUACGUUGAACGUUUGGUGUUGUUAAGUUGGAUUGGUUUGAAGGAAUUCAACGCAACUUGCAGGAAAUGUGUCAAAAGUUGUAAUCUAUAGAUUCUGCUAAUAUUCCUUUGGAUUUUGUAUUAUCAGUCAAAGUGAAGACUCAGAAUGUAGUAUUAUAUGUAAGAUUUUUACUCUUUUUGUCUGUGCAACAUUUCUGUACCAUUCUCUACCACUAUUUGUUGGAAUAAUUUUCAAACUCAUAGUCUGUAUCAUUAUUGUUAUUUAUUAUCUCUUCAUUUUAUUGUUGAUGACUGAAAAUUGAAUUUAUAAUGAUCACUUAUGUAUUUUGAUAGACUGCUAAUCAAUAAUAAGCUUAGGUUAAUUUUAUGAAAUUGUUUUUGAUGAUAGUGUAAUAAAGGUGGAAAUGAACUCUACUUCCGUGAAAUGUAUAUAAAGAUUUUAUCUUGUAUUGUUUUUAAAGUACUGUUUGAUUAUCAUUGUAUUUAACAUAUCAGUGAAUUAAAAGCCAUAUUUUCUCAUUUUAAUUCUGUUUUGCUGCAAAUAAUGGAAGCUAUUAAUUAUUUUUAAUAUACUGUAGAAAAUAAUGUUAAUUUAAUUUAGUUUUUUAUUCAUACGAAUUUGAUCAAUUUUAAAUUUAGCCUAUAAGGUUUUUUAGGCAUUAAAACAUUAUACACAUUAUCAAAUUAAUCAGAUACAAAAGAGCAAAUGUGUCUUACUAGCACAUUGACAUAUUUUACUAAUAUAUAAAACUACAUGUGUGAAGUUAUAAAGAUACACUGACACGAAAUACAUGUAAAUGUUAGUAUUAAUAUUGAUAAGUGAUCUGUCAGUGAUGUUACCAUUUGUGUCACUGGCCUAUGCAAGAAUCUUAUCAAACCAUUAAACCGUGCAUUUGUUCACUAACUUAGUUAAAUGAAAAGAAGAAAAAAGAAAAGAUGUUUUUUGUAUUAACCUUGUAACUACUUGUCAUUUUUUCUAAAACACUAGUUUUAGUGUGAUUAUGGUUUAAAUGAUUUUAACUCUUGGAAAGUACUAUUGUAGUUAUGAUUUAAUAAUAAAUGCCCUGCAAAAUAUAAAAUAACAAAAAUUAAGUGGUUUUUUUGUUUUCAAUACUAAAGGCAAAAAAAUGCAAAACGGGUUUUUUGGGCACUGAUGCCGUCAACUUCCAUCCAAGAAACCACCAUUUAAAGUGGGCCCUUCCACCACCUUUACCAGUGACUCAUAUGAGUGUAUACUAGACAGCAAAAAUCCCUAACGUAAGAUCCCGGAAUCGAACUCAUGAUUCCAAGGCCAAUUCCCUCAUCAGAGAAUAGCGCUUUAGACCACAAAGUCGUCUUGACUUGAUGUGUUUGGAUGUGCAGAUAACUCAAUUACGAUUUUACUCCAGCAGCAUUCACUCACUUAUCACUUUGGCAGCGCUGUAAUGCGUCAUGAUCGUGACUCAUGGUUCUUAGAGAGUUAAUAUAAGGUCGAAAUCUUUUAAAGAGCUGGUCCUUAUCUCAUUUCUUAUAAUGUCAUGUACAGUUCUCAAGAGUUUUAUGUAUUGAACCCCCACAACAACAUCACUGUUUUUUUUUUCUCUCCUUUUCUUUGUUAGAAGACAACAACUGUAUCUUCUCCUUAGUUGUCACUUUUCAUAAUGUCAGUUUUCACUUUGAAAAAAUAGUGUUAUAAAUUUACUGGCUAGAUAAGUACUGUUUAUAGACAUAACAUGUAUUAAGGCAUUUACCUACUUACUUUUGACAGCUUAAAUCAAUUGUUUUUUCCAUUUACAGAUUUUCAAUUAAACUAACUAAAGAAUAUUUAUUGUAAUUUUUAUCACACAGACUUUAUUUACUGUAUACUCUUUAGAAUGCCUAAAAUGUUAAGUGUUUUUUUUUAAAGACUAAAUUGCAGGUGUGUAAAACGUUUUUCGUUGCCCGUUUUUGUCUGUUUAAAAUUAAGAAAUGCCAAGCGUUUAGUCUCGGUUGUAGAGUUCAUUGUUUUGUUAUGUACCUUAGUGUUAACACUCAUUCACCCACUGCUUGUAUACUGAGUACUUAAUUAUAUUGAUUCUAAACGUUA
Messenger RNA from Homalodisca vitripennis (glassy-winged sharpshooter), 4542 nucleotides. Its product is annotated as ADP-ribosylation factor-binding protein GGA1-like. Gene Ontology annotation, molecular function: small GTPase binding; phosphatidylinositol binding; ubiquitin binding. The transcript has 12 exons. Lineage: Eukaryota; Metazoa; Arthropoda; Insecta; Hemiptera; Cicadellidae. Gene Ontology annotation, cellular component: trans-Golgi network. Bases 131 to 2017 code for a protein of 628 amino acids. The record is from RefSeq and is a predicted model, not a curated record. Gene Ontology annotation, biological process: intracellular protein transport; vesicle-mediated transport.